Messenger RNA from Zootoca vivipara (common lizard), 2770 nucleotides. RefSeq names its product WW domain binding protein 11 (gene WBP11). Gene Ontology annotation, cellular component: spliceosomal complex. The record is from RefSeq and is a predicted model, not a curated record. Lineage: Eukaryota; Metazoa; Chordata; Lepidosauria; Squamata; Lacertidae. Gene Ontology annotation, biological process: RNA processing.
AUCGCUGUUGCCGCGAGAUCGCGCGGCUUUUCAAGAUGGCGGCGACGCGGAGAGUAUCCGAGGCGUGGCUUCUGUAGGGCCCUUUCUCUCUUUGGAGCGACCGGGCGCCGCUCUGCCGUCGGGGUUGGGGGGCUCCGGUCUCUUCCUUCGCGCCCCGUGGAUCGACUGGGAUCAGGCGCGGAUUUGGGCUGUUCGCCUCCCCCUGCUUGGAGCCACCGGCCUUGGCGCCAGUUUUCAUUCAGUGAAACAAUAAAAUAAACAAACUAUCAAAAUGGGGCGAAGAUCCACGUCAUCCACCAAGAGUGGGAAGUUCAUGAAUCCCACAGAUCAAGCUCGCAAGGAGGCUCGAAAAAGGGAGCUUAAGAAGAACAAGAAGCAACGCAUGAUGGUGAGAGCAGCAGUGUUGAAGAUGAAGGAUCCCAAGCAAAUAAUCCGAGAUAUGGAAAAACUUGAUGAAAUGGAGUUUAACCCAGUGCAGCAACCCCAGCUCAAUGAGAAGGUGCUGAAGGACAAGCGUAAGAAAUUACGUGAGACCUUUGAGCGGAUCCUGCGGCUCUAUGAGAAGGAGAAUCCAGACAUCUACAAGGAGUUGCGCAAGCUAGAAGUGGAAUAUGAGCAGAAGAGAUCUCAGCUCAGUCAGUACUUCGAUGCUGUAAAGAAUGCUCAGCAUGUCGAAGUGGAGAGUAUCCCCCUGCCAGAUAUGCCUCAUGCCCCUUCCAACAUCCUCAUUCAGGACAUCCCCCUGCCUGGAGCGCAGCCCCCCUCUAUUCUCAAAAAGACAUCAGCCUAUGGACCUCCUGUCCGGCCUGUUUCUGUACUUCCACCCCCUGGGCUUGGUGUUCCUCGCUUACCUCCAGGCAGGAAGCCUCCAGGACCUCCACCAGGGCCUCCUCCACCUCAGGUCUUGCAGAUGUACGGCCGGAAGGUUGGAUUCACCUCAGAGAUGGCCCCUCGGAGAAGAGAAGAGGAGGUGUCUUACAGUCCAGAGACAGGUCCACGAGGACAGGAUGAUGAAGCUUCCAGUACCAGUGAAGAUGAGGGGUAUCCCGAGGACAUGGAUCAGGACAAGCACGAUGACACUACUGAUGACAGCGACAGUGACAGAAGCGAUGCAGACAGCGAAGGGGAUGAGUUCAUGCAUCACGAUGACACGGCUGAAAGGGAGGGUGGUGAAGACAAGAAAUUGGGUCAUAGUGUACGGUUUGCUGAGAUACCUGGAAAAUCACGCAAGAAGAAGAAGAAGAACAUGAAAGAGCUCACGCCACUUCAGGCCAUGAUGCUGCGAAUGGCUGGCCAGGAAAUUCCUGAGGGAGGCAAAGAGAUAGAGGAAUAUUCUGAAGAGGAAGAUGAUGAUGAUGACGACGACUCAGAGGCUGAAGAUACACCCCAGCAGCAAAGCACGGAAGAGGCCCAUGCUGAGACGGCAUCGUCGGCACCCUCUCAAGCAUCCCAGCCACAGCAGCAGCCACCACCUCAGCCUGUUCCUCCAGCUCAGAUGCAAGCGCCUCCCAUGCCUGGGCCACCUCCUCUUGGGCCACCUCCUGCACCACCCUUGAGGCCUCCAGGGCCACCUACUGGCCUCCCUCCUGGUCCUCCUCCAGGGGCUCCUCCGUUUCUUAGGCCACCUGGGUUGCCUGGACUGCGUGGCCCUUUACCACGACUGUUGCCACCUGGACCUCCCCCUGGCCGCCCACCUGGCCCUCCACCUGGUCCACCGCCAGGUCUACCUCCUGGCCCUCCCCCAAGAGGACCCCCACCUCGCCUACCACCUCCAGCCCCUCCAGGCAUCCCCCCUCCUCGUCCGGGCAUGUUGCGCCCUCCUUUGGUGCCCCCACCUGGGUUAUUCCCCCCAGCUCCCAUUCCCAACCCUGGGGUGCUGAGUGCUCCCCCCAGCUUGAUCCAGCGUCCCAAGGUGGAUGACACCAGUGCAGCCACCAUUGAGAAGAAAGCUACAGCAACCAUCAGCGCCAAGCCACAGAUCACCAACCCCAAGGCUGAGAUCACCCGCUUCGUGCCCACAGCUUUGCGAGUUCGCCGAGAGAACAAAGGGACAGCUGCCACCACCCAGAGAAAACCUGAUGAUGAACCUUCUGUUCAGAUAACCAAAGCAACUCCUAAGGCUGGCUCUUCUGCUCCCAUUUCUGUGCAGACAAAGGAUGAUGUGUAUGAAGCUUUCAUGAAGGAAAUGGAGGGGCUACUGUGACAAUCUGUUUCCAGUUAACCUGUAUAUUCUCUGCGAUUAUGAGAUCAGACUACUAUUCUUAGGGGCAGAGGUUCCAUGUUAUAGUGGCAUCCGGUUGAAGAGCUCCUUCAUUUGUGACAAUAGUCCCCCAUCCCAGUUAACUUUUGAUCACAUUUGGGAGAACGACCACUGCAGAGAGUGGAAAAGGGGUGCAAUUACUCUACUCACUUUUUAAUGAAAGACUUGGUUGUGUCUGUGUGCUCAUGGAAAAUCCUGUUGUCUCAUUUUUGUUAAGGGGAGGAAUUACUUGAGGAACCAAAACACACUGUUAAAGCAUUUCUUCCACAUAUACCUGAUCAAGUUUUUAUGUUUUGUUUUGGUGGCUUUCUGUAAAUAUUUUGUAAUGCUGUUUUUAGCUGGGUGAGAUAAAUGGGUUUACACAUUGUUGUAAGGUGGGCAGGUUACUGUUUGCAUAUGUGGCAUGCAAACAUUUUGCACCCUGUGUAUCCUGCACUCACUACUGUGGCUUCUUGCUUACAGGAGCGAUCAUUGUCUUAUUGAAAUAGAAUAAAUAUUUGAUGUAAUACA